Bombina bombina (fire-bellied toad) is the source of this 3012-nucleotide messenger RNA. It is a transcript of the gene RND3, whose product is annotated as Rho family GTPase 3. Bases 147 to 881 code for a protein of 244 amino acids. The transcript has 5 exons. Gene Ontology annotation, molecular function: GTP binding; GTPase activity. NCBI's taxonomy places the organism in Eukaryota, Metazoa, Chordata, Amphibia, Anura, Bombinatoridae. Gene Ontology annotation, biological process: small GTPase-mediated signal transduction. The record is from RefSeq and is a predicted model, not a curated record.
GCUCAGUCUCCUCUGUAUUGGAUGCUAUGAGUUUGUGGAUAUAGUGCUCCUGAGGACUAUCUGUGCGUUGGUGCUUGUGGUGUUUCCCCAUACUGUUCGCGCUGUGUUGUUGGUCUGCCAGGGAGAGGCUAAAUAACUUCUUAUCAAUGAAGGAAAGAAGAACAAGCCAAAAAUUGUCCAGCAAAUCUAUGAUGGAUCCAAACCUGAAUGUAAAAUGUAAAAUUGUAGUGGUCGGAGACAGCCAGUGCGGGAAAACAGCUCUGCUGCAUGUAUUUGCCAAGGACUCAUUCCCCGAGAAUUAUGUUCCCACUGUAUUUGAGAAUUACACUGCCAGUUUUGAAAUUGACACACAGAGAAUAGAACUCAGUCUCUGGGACACAUCUGGUUCUCCAUAUUACGACAAUGUCCGUCCACUUUCUUACCCAGAUUCUGAUGCUGUGUUGAUAUGUUUUGACAUCAGUCGACCAGAGACUCUUGAUAGCGUUCUUAAAAAGUGGAAAGGGGAAAUUCAGGAAUUUUGUCCUAAUACUAAAAUGCUGCUCGUUGGCUGCAAGUCUGACCUACGGACGGAUCUCUCUACUUUAGUAGAACUAUCCAACCACAGGCAAACACCAGUGUCAUAUGAUCAGGGUGCAAAUAUGGCCAAACAAAUUGGCGCAGCCACCUACAUAGAGUGCUCAUCUCUUCAGUCUGAAAACAGUGUGAGAGACAUUUUUCACGUUGCAACGCUGGCAUGCGUAAAUAAAACUAACAAAAACCUAAAAAGGAACAAAACUCAAAGAACAACUAAAAGAAUUUCGCACAUGCCCAGUAGACCAGAACUGACCACAGUAGCUACGGAUUUGCGAAAGGACAAAGCAAAAAGUUGUAGUAUAAUGUGAAGUGUCUAGGCUGAUUUAUUUUUUUUCCUUAAUGGCAAGUCGUCUUAAAGACUUAAUGAAGGGCACUAUCUAAGUUCUGUUGGUAAUCCAAUACUGUUAAGGAUAUACGUCACCUUCAGUUUGGCAUCUUUAGGAUUCAGCAUAUAAGAGUGGAGUAAAAUGAUGUGUUUUUUAAAUGUAAGCUGGAAGAAAAGCCAAAAAAAAAUUGAUUGGAAUGUGUAGAAGAAUGAAAAGCAAUGUGGGGUAAAUGACCAUCCUAAAUGAUACUAGGAUGGAUAAUAGAUAUAUUUGGUUGGUUGACCGACAGGUCAUACUGAAAGGACGAGCUUAGUCUGCUUAUUAAGUCCAACACCUGUAUCUGCAUUCUGGAAUAUUAUCAUUUUAUUUGCUAAAUACAACCUUGUGUAUCCCUCAAAACUGGAGUUUUUUUUAAAAGAAAAAACAAACCAUUGGAUGCUCGGACGAAAUGCGCUGUUAAAUAAUUUCUUGGACGUUCUACAAGUUCUUUCACAAUGGAUGUCAAAAACUACAUUCUUGAGAGAUAUUGGUGGCUUUUAUAUUUGUACACAGUCCUUGCACAGCAAAAUAGAACAGAUAGUUCAUAGUUACGGUACUUUUUUGGUUACCUAGGUUAUGUGAUUAUUAUUUUUUUUUUGUGUAUAUGUAUAUAUUUUUUUUCUUUAAAAUGUUUUAUUAUUUAAAGAGAAGUUAAAACAGGCAAAUACCUUGAAAUGCAAACUUCUUUCCAUUUUCAAUUAAGUUCUAAAGGUGCUAGCUAUAUUUUCCAUGGAGUGUCAGUUGAUUUAAGAGUAUUACAAUCCCAAAGAGGAUUAGCUGGGAAAAUCUGUUUUGUUUUCUUUGAGAUCUGAUGUGUAGCGUACAUCAGUGCUUGCUAAGAUCAAUUAACCAAGAUUUGCAAUGACCAUUUUCUAAGUUUAGCACUUGAAACUCAAACAAAAGUCUUUGAGAUUUUGCUUUAACUAGUUUAAAGGGACAGUCAACACCAGAAUUUUUGUUCUUUAAAAAGAAAGAUAAUACCUUUAUUACCCAUUCCCCAGUUUUGCAUAACCAACACUUUUAUGGAAAUACACUUUUUACCUCUAAUUACCUUGUAUCUAAGCCUCUGCAAACUGCCCCCUUAUUUCAGUUCUUUUGACAGACUUGCAUCUUAGCCAAUCAGUGCUGGCUACAUGGUAAUUUCACGUGCAUGAGCUCAAUGUUAUCUAUAUGAAACACAUGAACUAAUGCCCUCUAGAGGCCAAAGUCAUUCAGAUUAGAGGCAGACUUCAAUGUCUAAGAAAUUGGCAUAUGCACCUCCUAGAAUUAGCUUUCAACUAAGAAUACGAAUAGAACAAAGCAAAAUUGGUGAUAAAAGUAAAUUGAAAAGUUGUUUAAAAUUACAUUCCCUAUUUAAAUCAUAAGGGUUUUUUUUUUUGUACUUGACUGUCUCUUUAAAAUGAAAGUUGCUGUGGCCUGUUGUAUAUCUACUAAUAUGUAUUGUGAAUAGUUUCUCAUCGUUCUUCCAUUUGUUUACAUAGUAUGAAUUGGAAUUUCUAAUCACACAAAUAUGUAAGAGGAAUAUUUUUGUCGCUUUUUUUUUUUUAAAUCCAUUUAGUAGUGCAAGAGUUCUAAAAAUUGCGUUUCAAAUACUGCUCGAAGAUCCAACUAAAUUGGCUUAAAUCGCACUCCUCCAGCCAAGGCGUAUCUUGCUAACUUGCUUGUUAAAGCGAGCAUUCUUUCCAUUGACUGCUUCUUUUUUGAAGCUUUAUAUUUUUCCUAUUAAACUGUGGUGUUAGGUGAUUAUGACAGUCUGUUCUCUAUGCCCAGCACUUUGUCAUCUCUAAGGCAAGAAUUUCCAUUCCAAACCACUUUACACCAAUACAGAUAGUUACCACUGCAAUGUGCUUUGAGUAAUGCAACUUUGUGCUUUGGACAGUAUUACAGACCUAACUGGCAAGUGCUUUCCUAUAUUUAAAUAUUGUACCAACAAAAUACGUUAUAACUGUCUUAAAGCUGAACUCCUUUCUUGUUUGAAUGUCAGUCACUUUGUAUGUUUGUUUUUGUAAAUGUUUCUGCUGUAUUUAUUAAACAUUUUUUUUUCUUUACAUAAUAAAAGCUUAAUUCAGGUUUA